Eurypyga helias (sunbittern) is the source of this 1283-nucleotide messenger RNA. RefSeq names its product zinc finger CCCH-type containing 15 (gene ZC3H15). Lineage: Eukaryota; Metazoa; Chordata; Aves; Eurypygiformes; Eurypygidae. The record is from RefSeq and is a predicted model, not a curated record. The transcript is spliced from 8 exons. Gene Ontology annotation, cellular component: cytosol. Gene Ontology annotation, biological process: cytoplasmic translation. Gene Ontology annotation, molecular function: mRNA binding; metal ion binding. The annotation marks the transcript as partial.
GAGUAAUGUCAAUCCAAUCGUAGUGAUAACUUCAAAUUUGGGGUCGUUACAGGCCGCUCAGUCGGAAAGCGAGAAGAAAUUAAAGAAAGAAGAUAAGAAAAAAGAAUUGCAAGAAUUAAAUGAGCUCUUCAAGCCUGUGGUCGCUGCACAGAAAAUUAGCAAAGGUGCUGACCCCAAAUCCGUGGUUUGUGCUUUCUUCAAGCAAGGCCAGUGCACUAAAGGAGACAAGUGCAAGUUUUCUCAUGAUUUGUCUCUGGAAAGGAAGUGUGAAAAACGAAGUGUCUACAUCGAUGCAAGAGAUGAAGACCUCGAAAAAGAUACAAUGGAUAACUGGGAUGAGAAGAAGCUGGAAGAAGUGGUGAACAAGAAGCAUGGUGAGGCGGAAAAGAAAAAACCCAAAACUCAAAUAGUCUGCAAAUAUUUCCUUGAUGCUAUUGAAAACAACAAAUACGGAUGGUUUUGGGUCUGUCCGGGCGGCGGAGACAACUGCAUGUAUCGCCACGCUCUCCCGCCAGGCUUUGUGCUGAAAAAGGACAAAAAGAAGGAGGAAAAGCAAGAUGAAAUUUCCUUAGAAGAUCUAAUAGAAAAAGAGCGUGCUGCCUUAGGACCAAACGUCACCAAAAUAACACUAGAGUGUUUUAUUGCCUGGAAGAGGAGAAAAAGACAAGAAAAAAUUGAUAAGGCUGAGCAAGACAUGGAGAGGAGGAAAGCGGAUUUUAAAGCUGGCAAAGCACUGGUGAUUAGUGGACGUGAAGUCUUUGAGUUCCGACCGGAGUUGGUUGAUGCAGACGACGAAGAGGCAGAUGACACCCAUUACAUUCAAGGAACGGGAGAAGAUGACGAGCUGGAAGACCCCGUGUGCAUAAAUGAUGUGGAUUUGAACCUGUAUGUCCCGAAGGCCGUGGAGGAGACGGGUAUCACCGUGGCUAGUCCUGAGCGAUUCAGCACGUACAGUUCAGUAGAGAAGGAUGAUAAUAAGUUAAGUGAAGCUUCUGGUGGUGAUAUCAACAGCUGUAAGCAAAAUGAUUCGGAGGAGGAUAACGAUGGAGAUGAAGAGCUGGAGAACGGAGUGAUCGAUGCAGUUCCAGUGGAUGAAAAUCUCUUUACCGGGGAGGACUUGGAUGAACUAGAAGAAGAACUGAACACUCUUGAUUUAGAAGAAUGAAUAAAAAGCUCAAGUGAGAAGUUACAUCUGUGUGACAGAGUGAAAACUGACUACGUUGUUUUUUUUCCUUCUUUUUGAAUAGAAAGCUGAAAAAGGAUGUUUAUGGUUACCCAGCUGA